This is a messenger RNA of Lemur catta (Ring-tailed lemur), 3207 nucleotides long. RefSeq names its product arachidonate lipoxygenase 3 (gene ALOXE3). Lineage: Eukaryota; Metazoa; Chordata; Mammalia; Primates; Lemuridae. Gene Ontology annotation, biological process: linoleic acid metabolic process; lipid oxidation. The record is from RefSeq and is a predicted model, not a curated record. Gene Ontology annotation, molecular function: metal ion binding; protein binding; oxidoreductase activity, acting on single donors with incorporation of molecular oxygen, incorporation of two atoms of oxygen.
AUGCCACAGGGGGCCUUCAGACUCCACUUCGGUUUCCUGGCCGGCCCUAUUCCAAGGGAGAGACUGAGUGGGACCCAGGCUCCCGAUAUCCAUCUGGGUGAGUCAGCCAGAGGGACCGGCUGUGCUAGAGGCAGGCAAACAAGUACUAGAGCGCACUGUGGGCGGGGAGAGGGAGCUCGAGCCUCCAGCGAAGAGCUGGAGAUAGCCCAGGAGCACCCUGGAGAGAGCUGGGCCCUUUCUCAGGCCCACGCUGCCCCCCAACCCCCUAGGCCGCCCCCGCAAGUCCAGCCCUGCCGGACCUGCCGCUCCCCUCCUCCAGGCCGGCUGCUGCUGUGGCCAGUUUUGCCGGGGCAUCCCUCCAUCCCUUUCAUCAUGGCAGUGUACCGCCUGUGUGUGACCACUGGUCCCUACCUGAUGGCCGGCACACUGGACAACAUCUCUGUCACGCUGGUGGGCACGUGUGGUGAGAGCCCCAAGCAGCGGCUGGAUCGAAUUGGCAGGGACUUCACCGCUGGAUCGGUACAGAAGUACAAGGUGCGCUGCUCAGCAGAGUUGGGCGAGCUCUUGCUGCUGCGCGUACACAAGGAGCGCUACGCUUUCUUCCGCAAGGACUCCUGGUACUGCAGCCGCAUCUGUGUCACUGCCCCGGAUGGUACCAUUUCCCACUUCCCCUGCUAUCAGUGGAUUGAAGGCCACUGCACAAUGGAGCUGAGGCCGGGAACAGCAAGAACCAUUUGUCAGGAUUCCCUUCCCCUCCUCCUGGAUCACAGGAAUCGCGAGCUCCGGGCCCGACAAGAAUGCUACCGCUGGAAGAUCUAUGCUCCUGGCUUCCCCCGCAUGGUGGAUGUCAGCAGCUUUGAGGAGAUGGAGUCAGACAAGAAGUUUGCCUUGACCAAGAUGCCACCUCGUGCAGACCAGGGCGACAACAGUGGGAAUCGGUACCUGCCUGGCUUUCCCAUGAAGAUUGACAUCCCUUCCCUGCUGCACAUGGAGCCCAAUAUUCGAUACUCAGUCACCAAGACGACUUCACUGCUCCUCAAUGCCAUCCCUGCGUCCUUGGGCAUGAAGCUUCGAGGGCUGCUAGACCGCAAGGGCUCCUGGAAGAAGCUGAAUGAUAUUCGGAACAUCUUCUGGUGCCACAAGACCUUCACUAUAGAGUAUGUCACAGAGCACUGGUGUGAGGACCACUUCUUUGGGUACCAGUACCUGAAUGGCGUCAAUCCCGUCAUGCUCCAUUGCCUCUCCAGCUUGCCCAGCAAACUGCCUGUCACCAAUGACAUGGUGGCCCCCUUGCUGGGACCAGGCACCUGCCUGCAGACAGAGCUAGAGAGGGGGAACAUCUUCCUAGCAGACUACUGGGUCCUGGCGGAGGCCCCCACGCAUUGCCUAAACGGUCGCCCCCAGUACGUGACCGCCCCGCUCUGCCUGUUGUGGCUCAACCCCCAGGGGGCGCUGGUGCCCUUGGCCAUCCAGCUCAGCCAGACCCCCGGGCCCAACAGCCCCAUCUUUCUGCCCACUGACUCCGAAUGGGACUGGCUGCUGGCCAAGACGUGGGUGCGCAACUCUGAGUUCCUGGUGCACGAGAACAACACGCACUUUUUGUGCACGCACUUGCUGUGCGAGGCUUUCGCCAUGGCCACGUUGCGUCAGCUGCCGCUCUGCCAUCCUAUCUACAAGCUCCUGCUUCCGCACACUCGCUACACGCUGCAGGUGAACACCAUCGCAAGGGCCACGCUGCUCAACCCUGAGGGCCUCGUGGACAAGGUCACGUCCAUUGGGAGGCAAGGCCUCCUCUACCUGAUGAGCACGGGUCUGGCCCACUUCACCUACACCAAUUUCUGCCUUCCGGACAGCCUGCGGGCCCGCGGUGUCCUGGGCAUCCCCAACUACCACUACCGAGACGACGGCCUGAAGAUCUGGGCAGCCAUUGAGAGCUUUGUCUCGGAAAUCGUGGGCUACUAUUAUCCCAGCGAGGCCUCCGUGCAGCAGGACUCGGAGCUGCAGGCCUGGGUCGGCGAGAUUUUUGCACAGGCGUUUCUGGGCCGGGAGAGCUCAGGCUUCCCAAGCAGGCUGUGCACCCCAGGAGAGCUGGUGAAGUUCCUCACUGCAAUCAUCUUCAACUGCUCCGCCCAGCACGCCGCUGUCAACAGUGGGCAGCAUGACUUUGGGGCCUGGAUGCCCAAUGCUCCGUCUUCCAUGAGGCAGCCUCCACCCCAGACUAAGGGGACCACCACUCUGAAGAGUUACCUAGACACCCUCCCAGAAGUGAACAUCACCUGUAACAACCUUCUCCUCUUCUGGCUGGUCAGCCAAGAGCCCAAGGACCAGAGGCCCCUGGGCACCUACCCAGAUGAGCACUUCACAGAGGAGGCCCCGCGGCGGAGCAUCGCCGCCUUCCAGAGCCGCCUGGCCCAGAUCUCAAGGGACAUCCGGGAGCGGAACCAGAGCCUGGUGCUGCCCUACAUCUACCUGGACCCUCCCCUCAUCGAGAACAGCGUCUCCAUUUAAGCCCCUCCUCAUACGACCCCAAAAGAAAGGAAGGUCCAAGCACGAGGAGGACAGCUUCUCAGGGUCCUCCAGACCCUCCCAUCCUUCGUUCUCAGCCAGCCUGAACUUUCUUUUCCCACAUGUGGGGAACCAUUCCAGCCAAGACGGCUCCAGCAUCAUACGAACUGGGCCAGAGCUGGGAGGGACGAGUACAGCCGUGUCCAGGGUGAGAGGCCGCUGUCUAAAGUCAAGUGCACAAUCGGCCCUCCAAAAGGAAGGAACCCUUCGUCCUUUGCCCUACUCUGGGCAGCCUCCUGUUCCAGCCUCUUGUGGGAUCCGUCUCCUACCAUUCGGAUGCCAGCGCGGGUUUCUGAGCUCGCCUUCCCAGCCCUCCCCAUCUCCAAACUCUCUCUCCCACCAUGCCUUUUGCUUUCCCUUUCCUCAGGCCUAAGACCAACCAACCCAGCUUUCUUCUCUGGAAGAGUCUGGAAACUGGGCACGCAGGGUGUGUGCCUGGAUCUGACACGUGGUCCCCUUUGUUCUCAGCAGCCCAGCUUACCUGGACCUCUAACUGCAGUUCUCGGAGACAGGCUUCCUGGCCUGUGCACGUAUGUGGGGAUCCCUCUCCAGCGCUCUGAUCCCACCUCUCUACCCGACUCUGAUCCCAUUUUUUCUUUUUGUCCUUGAGUCCAGUGAGUUCAAUAAAAACCAACAUAUUUG